AUGAUCGCCAUUGGUGUUUAUAAUGACCGCUACGGAACCAUGAACGAGCUCGAUGCUGGUGGAGAAGGGGAGCUGAAGCAAGGCCUGACGUCCAGACAUAUUCAGAUCUUUGCGUUGGCUGGUAUCAUCGGAACAGGUUUGUUUGUUGGUUCCGGGUCUGCUCUGAGUGCUUCGGGCCCCCUGGGUCUCUUGAUCUCGUACAUUGUGCUGUCGUGCGUUGUCUACUUCAUCAUGAAUGAGCUGGCAGAGAUGGUGACUCUUUUUCCAAACGGUGGUGGUGCUAUACAUACGCUGGCAAAGCGUUAUGUCGACGGAUCGCUCAGUUUCGCCACUGGUUGGCUCUACUUCUACAACUACGCCAUUCUGGUGCCAGCAGAAAUCUCUGCUGCCACCAUCGUUAUCAAGUACUGGACUGAUUCGGUCAAUGUGGCCGUCUGGAUCACGAUCAUGACUUUUGUUGUGAUCAUGCUGAACACGUUGGCCGUUAAGUUCUAUGGUGAAACUGAGUUCUGGCUGGGUUCCAUCAAACUGAUUGCAAUUGCCUGUUUGAUCAUCGUUGGUAUUGUUAUCUUCUUUGGUGGUGGUCCGGCUCAACACCAUGUGUUAGGGUUCCAUUACUGGAAGCACCCUGGGCCGCUGGUGAACCACUUGCAUUUGAAGAAUGAGAACACUGGUCGGUUUUUGGAUAUCUGGACAGCAAUCAUUAAGUCUGGGUUUGCUUUUGGUUCUGGACCAGAAUUCUUCGUCAUUACGACGUUAGAAGCUCAAGAUAGAAGAAGAAAUCUGAUCAAAGGUACUAGAAGAUACAUUUGGAGAUUGAUUUUGAUCUAUUGCUUUUCGGUCAUAGUUAUUGGUGUGAUUGUUCCUUCGAACAAUUCCAAGUUAACAAGCGGGGAGUCGAACGCCAAUGCUUCUCCUUUUGUCAUUGGAAUUCAAUUAGCUGGAAUCCGAGUACUGAACCAUAUCAUCAAUGCUGCUAUAUUGACGUCUGCCUUUUCUGCGUCAAACUCCUUCUAUUUUGGAGCUUCACGUGUCUUGUACGCUUUGGCAAAAGACGGUAAUGCUCCAAAGUUCUUGUUGACGACAAAUAGAUAUGGAACUCCGUACUUCUGUACCACGUUUGUCGGUCUGAUCUCUUUGAUAGGCUACUUGAAUGUCUCCAGUGGCUCUUCUCAAGUUUUCACUUGGCUGACCAAUAUCAGCACCAUUGCGAGCUUCAUUGGCUGGCUUAUUAUUGGAGCCAUAUACCUGAGAUUUAGAAAGGCCAUGGAAUACAAUGACAUGUGGGAUGUUAUGCCUGUUAGAACCAUCUGGCAACCAUAUGGGGCUUAUGUCACCACUGUGUUCGUCGCUCUCCUGACCCUGACUAACGGGUAUGCCAUCUUUAUGAAGGGCAACUGGUCUAUUUCUUCAUUCAUGGCCGCUUAUGUCACCAUUGGUUAUUUCCUCGUCUUUUACAUUGGUCAUAAGGUUUGGACAAGAAAUUGGAGGCUAUUUUAUAAGGUUGAAGAUAUCGAUGUUACCACUGGACUACAGGAAGCUGAGGAAGAGGCCAGAGAAGCUGAACUGCUUUAUAAGAGUAACCCUCCAAGAAACAUAUUCGAAAGAUUUUCAAACUGGUUGUUUUAAUUGAGUUCAAUACAUAUUCAU
Messenger RNA from Williopsis jadinii, 1650 nucleotides. Its product is annotated as proline specific permease. The transcript has 2 exons. Gene Ontology annotation, molecular function: amino acid transmembrane transporter activity. Gene Ontology annotation, biological process: amino acid transmembrane transport. The coding region runs from base 1 to 1629 and encodes 542 amino acids. Gene Ontology annotation, cellular component: membrane. Lineage: Eukaryota; Fungi; Ascomycota; Saccharomycetes; Phaffomycetales; Wickerhamomycetaceae. The record is from RefSeq and is a predicted model, not a curated record.